UGCGCAAACCUCCCAGAGUGCUGUGCGCUUUUGCCAUCUUGUCUGGUCUAGGCGAGUUGACUAAGGCAAAAGCGGCAGUUAGCUUGCUAGCUUGCUUCAGUACAGAAGAAGGAAUCCUGACAGCUAUUACUGCUCAAUAUAGUGAGCUCUCCUGACGACGGCACAGCUAAACUUUGUUAGUUAGAAGUCGUUGUUGAGGGAUAUUUGUUCUUUUUUGAGAGUUUGUAGGUGGACAUAAUGGAUUUGUUUAUAUGAUGUCGUACAUGCUGGUUCCAAGGAAGGGAAAGAACUAGCUAACGUAACUAGCUGGCUACCUUUUGGGCUAACUAGUUAGCCAGCUACAGCUUGCUAAAAGGGAGAGUGGUGAAGAACGGGCCCGCCUCAGACUAAAGUAUCAGUAGCAGCUGGUGAGCUGUAACUGCGACAGGGGCCUGCUUGCAACUCCGGAGCCGGGACAACACUUCACGGAGGAGGCCAGGUCUGGAAGAACCAAAGGAGGAGAGGUUGUGUGUCAGGGAGGCUGGUCCCUGCUCCCGCUGACUGAUACGGCCAACUCCGAGUUCCGAGGAAGAGGGCUAGCUCAUUGCUGGCUUUUACGGAGAUAUUGGGGAACACAUGAUGUCGCAUACUAGUUUUUGUCGUAGUUACAAACUGUGAACUGCUAACUUAAGAUAGUGAUAUUUAGCUAACUUGUCAAGUUGAGACACCAACCACUUUUAUCUGGAAAUAGAGGCGGGAGAGGCAUUGAUAUUCAACAUGUCAAAAAUGCCGGCAAAGAAGAAGAGCUGUUUUCAGAUCACAAGUGUGACUCAGGCUCAGGUGGCGGCCAGUACCAACACGGAUGACACUGAAAGCCUGGACGACCCAGAUGAAUCUAGGACUGAGGAUGUUUCGUCGGAAAUUUUCGACGUGUCUCGGGCCGAUUUGGGGGUAUGUGAAAGGAGUUCAUCCGAGGAAACCUUAAACAACGUAGGUGAUGCAGAGGCUGCUGCAGUAAUGGCGUUACAGUUAUCGUUAUCUCAAGAGGGGCCGCCACCGCUAGCAACAGGUCCUGUCAACGGGGGUCUUUCUGUUAAAAGUUCAGGCGCUGGUCAUGGUAUUACGCACGUUUUAGGAGGAAAUGUGCCUCCGCCAGCCGCAAGUCUGCCCUCCAUUCCAACUACGGCAACCCAGCAGCCACCAUCCGUUAAUGCUGGCCCUGCGGCGAACGUUGCUGCCAGCGUGUCCCAAGCACCCCUGGCGGCCACAACCUCGACAACAACAAGUUAUAGUUCACGUUUCAGGGUCAUUAAACUUGACCAUGGUACAGGAGAGCCCUUCCGAAGGGGAAGAUGGACUUGCACAGAGUUCUAUGAGAGAGAUUCCGAUGGGUCUAGUAUGAGUAGGACUGUGGAUAGUAUAAAACACGCUGUCACCCUUGAUCACAAUGUAGACAGUGGGUUAGGGACUACUGGUGGCUCUGUAGUCGUUCCCACCAUCCUCCCAGCACAGAACCAGGAGUCCACCUCUGACAGCGGCUACUCAAUUGCCCACCAUGGCCAUCUCCCGGAGCCUCAGCAGCAAGGCUACGGCUUAGCCCCUCAGAUAGGGAGCACAGCAAGUGCCUUCCAGCCCACUGGGUACUCAGCUGUGGGGUCUCAACCUUCCCAACAGGCCCAGGUCAACGCACAGCCUGCUGCCCCCCAAACUCUCCUCCCUGGGGGGCUCAAUGGUAUGCCCCCAGGUACCAUGCUGCAGAAAUCCACCAUCAUGCCUCCUGCCACGCAGGCCCAGCAGUUGACCUAUUCCGCUCAUCCUGCGGGCAUCUCGACGACCCAGCCAGACUACAGACAGCAGCACUUUGCUCAGAUCCAGCCGCAGGGAUCCGGCAUUCAGACCCUUCUCAUGGCCUCUCCAUCCAUGGGACCUCCAGUAAGCCAGGGACCCUCACCUGUCAUGACCCCUGUUGGGGCUGGGGCCCAGGGGCUGGGGCUAGGCGCUCAUGCUGGGGAGGUUCCUGGGACCUUACUUGGUGGUCAGGCAGCCUCGGGCCAGGGACUGUUGUUACAGGUGGGGGGCGGUGUAGCAUCAGGCCUUCCAGGUGGUGCCCUCCAGCAGCCUGUGAGCCAGCCCCAGCCUUCCACCACCCACACCGGUGUUCAGAACGUGCCUGCCACAGUGCCCAGCGCCACCAACACCCCGCCGGGCAUGCCAGGUGUCGUCCCCCAGGCCCAGGUAGCCCGUGGAGGGGCUUCAACGGUGGACCCGGCCGCCGGCUUCCCCCAGGGGGAGGAGGGCCGCAGGAAGUCGGAAGCCCUACCUCAGCCCAGCUUCACAAAGCCUUUCAUCCCCGAAAGCCUACAUCUCGCCACUCCCACCGUCAACAGUCUGUUUGGGAUAGCUAUCCCCAUCGAUGGGGAUGAGGACAGUACAUCUGGUGCUAGCGUUGUAGCCAUCGAUAACAAGAUUGAGCAGGCAAUGGAUUUGGUGAAGAGCCAUCUGAUGUAUGCGGUGCGCGAGGAGGUGGAGGUGCUGAAGGAGCAGAUCAAGGAGCUGUACGAGAGGAACUCUAUGCUGGAGCGGGAGAACGCCGUGCUCAAGUCCCUGGCCAACAGCGACCAGCUCACCCAGCUGUCCACCCAGCUCAGCCCGGUGGGCAGCACCUCCCCGCCCCAGCAGCAGGCCGGCCUCCCCCCUACAGCCAGCACCACCACCCCCCUGGGCCACCACCAGGAGGGCAGCCAGGCCCUCGGCACCCCCGUGCAGCCUAACGUCACCUCAGCGUGAUCCCCCCCCCUGCCUCUCACUCACACACCUCCCAUCGUCACGGAAGCGAGGGAUCCCACACCCCACCCCACCCAGAAAACAACCCUCAUCCCAGCUACUUAAAAAAAAAAAAAAAAAGAGAAGAAAAAAAAGCUCAGAACUGCAUUUGAUAUGUUUUUUGGGGUUAGGGUUUUGGGGGGACAGGAAAAAUGCAACACAAUCAGCCUUGUUUGCCACCCUGGUCUCCGACUCGCGUGAUAAGCCAUGCUUCGCUGUGUGCGCGCUGCUCUUUGGGCCUUCCCAGUAUUAGACAAGUUGUCUGUUAUCCUGUGAGAGCGUCCGUUUGGCCAGGCGGCCCAUGUACGCGCCAGGGCAGCCUGGGCGAGGUUUCCGGGCGCGGCGCGGCCGUGUUCGCCCAGGGCAAGAAGAGAGGUGGUGGGGGCGCUCAGCUUGAUUUGGUGGUGGGCGAAACCGCAAACUGGGGGCGAAGGUGUUCCCAAGCAUCCUAGGAGACCAUGGAUUGUACUCCAGUUACCCUUACCUCUUGGCUCUAUGCAGCCAUUUGGCGGGGGACGAGAGGAGAGAAGGACUAAUGAGACUGACACAGAAGAGUAGGUUCACUGACCAAAAGAAGGUAGACUGUGAGCCUUUGCUUUUUUUUUUUUCUUUUUUUUACGCUGCAAGACUAGUUUAUUUUUCUCUUCUUCUACUGCCCCCCCCCCCCCCCCACCACAAAAAAAGCCACCAUACCUAGACAUCUGUCACAAUACUCUUAUAAGUUCAGUUUUACUGUUUGCAUUUAUUUAUUUCAGGGCUGCUAUUUUCAUAAUGUAAAUGAACAAUGUCACAGACAUACUUCUAUAAAAAUUUAAAAAAUUACAGUUCUUUUUGUUUUUUGGUAUGUUAGAUAAUUGGUCAGGUAUUCCAUUAGUAGUCUAUAUUGCAACAAGUAGUUCCUGUGUAGGCAAUAAGAAUAUGAAUCCUUCAGCAAGGCAAUUUCCCCAUGGCGUAGUGCUAACACUAAAGGCAGUUAACUUCAAAUCCAGGUUGAAUGUACAUUUUUGUAAAGCGUGUAAAGUAUUAAAGAGCAUGGAGGGUUUGUACAGGGGAACGUAAGUUCUAGAAAUAUAUCUUCAGUGGUAUGUUUUGAUGAAGAAAACUGUUCAUUUACUUUGCUAUAGUUUCUUUGUCAAAAAAUAAAGAGAGAUUGCCAUACUUCCCCAACCUUACGGAAUUCUACUUUCGCAUACUUUCUUUUUUGGGCUGAGGGUGAAAAGCUGUGAAAUUGUUCAACCUACUUUGUAACCAAAGACGUAAAGCUGUGUAAGACUUCUUCUUUUUUUUUUCUUUUUUUUUUAUGCACACACUUUAUGUAUUAUUUUUUACUUUCUCCUUCACUUUAUUUUCGUUGUUGCUGUUUAGCAUGUCUUGCAUGAUCUAUAAUCAAACCACUUUCUUACCUCAUGUUUGUAUCGAGCACUCUUAUCAUAACAUUAACUAGUCAGUCUGUGAAAGAUGGAGAAAGAAUGGAGCCCGGAGUCAGGGGAAAUAGAAUGGUAGAAGAAGAGAAUUUGGAGGGAAUUAAAAAUAAAUCGACUGUUGCGUUGCAGAAAGGUCUAGUGUGGCGCACACUAGUCACAAAAUGAAGUGAGACAUCUUUUCUUUCUUUUUUUGUAAGUGUAAAUGGUGUUUUGAAUUUCAUAUGCAGACAACACAUUUUGUUACAUUGCAAAUGUUAAUGUAUUUAAUGAAUGCAAGCGUUUAGAUUCCGGUUGUAGUGUACCAACACGUACUUUGUUGAAAAGAAUGACAACCAUACCUGAAAAUAUAAAAAGUGAACUCAAUGGAAACCAAUGUACAUUUCACACAACUCCAGUUAGAACCCAGUCAAAUUCAGUGUGAGCCUAUGAGAGAUGUCUUGUCUGUGUUACAUGUCUUUUGUGCCUCCUGUACCAUGUGUCUCCUGUUGGAGGCAUCCUGGUUCAUUCUUUGUGGCUUAGAACCAAACCAAAAUGGUCUAUAAUUGUACAAUCAGUCAUCUUUAUGGGAUGAACUUGGAUUUCACUUUCUGCAGCUGUUUUUUUUUUUUUUUUUUUUUAGUUUCUGUUUGAAGGAAGACGCCGUGUACAUGCCAAGUGUACUGUAUGAACGUGAUCACUGAGCCUUGGAGAAAAUAUCUUAACGAUGCCCUUGUAAUGUGCUGUUCUGACAAUUUUAGUUUUUAGUCAAAUAAAUUACUGUUUUAUUAAGAAUGUCA
Molecule: messenger RNA, 5002 nt
Organism: Osmerus eperlanus (European smelt)
Lineage: Eukaryota; Metazoa; Chordata; Actinopteri; Osmeriformes; Osmeridae
Gene: tsc22d2
Product: TSC22 domain family 2
Exons: 3
Coding region: 757-2766 (669 amino acids)
Biological process (GO): regulation of transcription by RNA polymerase II
Source: RefSeq, a predicted model, not a curated record